GUACUCCGUGCUUUUGCAUACAUAUGGCUAUUGGCCAGGCUGCAGGACUCAGGACUCAGCCCCCGACACUCUCCGAAGAAGCCUUCGGCAAGCUGGCCGAGAUGGUUCGCAUGUGCCUUUCUGCUUUGGCCGAAAGGCUUGACUUGACAUUCAUCAGUCAAGCCACGAACUAUGGCCACGGCGCGGAACCCUCCGAUGGCCAAGGCCAGCAAAACAAAAGAUGUGUGUCAAUAGCGGCCCCCUUCCCUUUCAGCAAAUCUGACCAGCCACCAGAAGCGAUGCGCUGCCCAGUCAGGAGGGAGGCCAGGAGGUCAAUUAAAGUUAUUUAGUAUUAUAAAUUUAUUUUUGCUUUUUUUUCUUUUUACUUCACUAGAUAUAGAUAGCUGUGGUUUAGCAGUUCCCUCCCCCCUACAAUGGCCUCAAAACCGGAUCAAAGUGACGUUUAUCUUCUUUCAUAUCGCCGCGACGACGCCCAAGAAGACCACCGCCUCAACUCCCAACACGAUGUUAUUAAGCAUGCAAUCCUGGAAGGCCAACUGGUGCACCCCUCAAUCCCAGUCGUAGAGAUCACAAAGGCCAUUGCCGAUCUAGGCUGUGGCACUGGCAUCUGGCUCGACGACAUUAAGAACAUGCUCUUUCGCGGGACUGACACAGGUCCCCGUCUCGUAGGGUUCGACAUGAACCCCGGAGCUUUUAACAAGACCCCUGCUCCUGGCGUCCAGCUUAUCGAGCACGAUUGUACCAAGCCUUUUGACGACAGUUACAACGGCACGUUCGACCUCGUGAAUAUGCGCGGGCUCGCGUAUGCCUUGUCUAUCGAAGGCUUUUCUCUCGUGAUUAAACACGCCAUUAGGCUAUUGAGACCCGGAGGGUACCUCCAGUGGCUUGAGACUGAGACGAGGCUUUUUAAGGCUUAUCCAGCUACGCCGAGGAUAUCAAAAGCUCUAGCUGCUAUUAACCUCGAGCGGGAGCAGCGUGAACUUGCACCUUACCUUCCGCAUUUCAUGCUUCGAGAACUUCUGUCCCAGAAUUCAAGGCCCAGCGGUACCCUUGCGGAAGGGUCUGAGACAUCGACACUAAACGACCGUUUUUCAGAGAUAGUGCUAGAAUCAAUGAAACUUCUACUCAACGCCUCUUUGGUUCGUGCAAAGUCACAAGAUGGUCAUUUGACCAAGGAAAUCCAGCCUGAUAAUCAGGGACGUUUGGAAGAAAUACAGGCGCUGAUGAAUUACAUUGAUGAAGUUCGUAAGUCCGGUGAAGUUAAGAUGGGUGGCGUGUUCCCGCAGGUAAUAGCACGAAAGUUGGAUGAUGUUCUACCCAAGUAUGGUGAUAGUGCAUGAACCUUAGGUAGGGACUAGAGACUAGAGUAUCGAGAGUUCGAUUAUAAAGAUCACUGGAAAGCAGCUUUCUUGUGAUGAUGGUUACUAUGUCUCCAAUGUGGGUAA
Molecule: messenger RNA, 1445 nt
Organism: Hypoxylon trugodes
Lineage: Eukaryota; Fungi; Ascomycota; Sordariomycetes; Xylariales; Hypoxylaceae
Exons: 4
Coding region: 414-1340 (308 amino acids)
Source: RefSeq, a predicted model, not a curated record